GUUACAUCUGAUGCUUCUAGUUAACGGCACGCGGUAUCAUAUCUUUUAAUAUCGAAAAGUUUUAGUGUUUCAGCUGAUCUAAUGCUGCCUAAUGGCUAGAUCGCAGUGAAAGCGCUUACGUCCGCUGCGAUGGGGUAUUUGACCAAGACUCGCUGACAUACAUCGGUCAUGGGCCGCGUUAUGUGCUUAAUAGCAGUCACAAGGCGGACGUUCGCCCUAUCGGUUUGUUCUUGCGUUACAACACAAAGAUUAUGUUUAUCAAACGCGUCCGCACACUCGCCGGCUAGUGUGCGAAGAAAAUUUUACUGAAUAAACAUGCUGAUACAACGACUUCGACGUUAUGUACCGCUUUAUCCGGUACUGGGAUUGUUGGGUGCUUGUGCACAUGCUAUCACCUUAGUUCCAACUUGCAAUUCAUCCGUUUACUGUACUGGAGAGCUCUUACACAGAGUACAACUCGCACGCAUUUUCCCUGAUUCGAAAACUUUUGUUGAUCUAAAGUUACAGCAUUCUGAAAAUGAAACAUUAACAGACUUUGCAAAACUGAUGGCCGAAACAAAUCAAAAUCCCACGCGUGAACAACUGGCUAAUUUUAUUGAUAAGCAUUUUGAAGAAGGUAACGAACUUGAACAGUGGAUACCUCCGGAUUUCGAUCCAAAUCCCCCAAUUUUGCAGGAGAUUUCUGAUCCUAAAUUGAGGUCAUUUGCCAAAAAUAUUAUAAGUAUAUGGGAAAAAUUAGGACGAAAGGUGCAAGACGAUGUAAAAACUUAUCCAGAUAAAUACAGUUUUCUUUAUGUGCCAAACGGUUUUAUUGUACCAGGUGGAAGAUUUAAGGAAUUAUAUUAUUGGGAUUCAUUUUGGAUGGUUCGUGGUCUUCUAAUUAGUAAUAUGACUCAGACUGCUAAGGGCAUGAUAGAAAACUUGUUGUAUUUGGUCGAACAAUAUGGUUAUAUACCCAAUGGUAGUCGCGCUUAUUACAUAGGCAGAAGUCAACCGCCCUUAUUAGCCGCCAUGGUAGCCAGUUAUUUUGCUACUACCGGGGACAUCUCAUGGCUUGAACAACAUAUUGGUACUGUCGAAAAAGAGUUACAGUAUUGGUUAAAUCAAAAAAAAGUAACAGUGGAAGUAAAAGGAAGUAAAUAUAUGUUAUUAAGAUAUUUGGCAGAUAGGAAAGGAAUUGGACCACGGCCAGAAUCGUACUUUGAAGAUUAUUCAAAUGCUCGAAUUUUACCAAACGAAGAUAAGCGCCAAGAUUUUUACAUGGAAAUAAAAAGUGCUGCAGAAAGUGGCUGGGACUUUUCUUCGAGGUGGUUUGUUACAGCCAGAAACGAAGACGUUGGAAAUUUAACAGACGUACAUGCGACUCGAAUUUUACCAGUGGAUUUAAAUUCAAUUUUUGCAGGAGCACUUGAACUUGCUGGUAGUUUUCGAAAUAUAUUAAAAGACCGAAGAGAGGCUCAAAAGUGGUGGAGCUUAGCAAAAUAUUGGAGAAAUGCUAUAGAUAAUGUCAUGUGGGAUCCUGUAGACGGUGUCUGGUACGAUUAUGACGCUCAAUCUAAGUCUCCUAGAAAACAUUUUUAUCCAAGUUGUGCAACGCCAUUAUGGGCAGGCGCAGUCGAGGAAUACAAUGCACCGAAAUAUGCUGCACGAUUAGUGAAGUAUCUCCUAUCGACCGGUGCGCUCAAUUUUCCUGGUGGUAUACCGGCUUCGAUACUACAUUCCGGUGAACAGUGGGACUUCCCAAAUGCUUGGCCACCUCUUCAGAGUAUAUUAAUUGGUGGACUGGAGGCUAGUGGUUAUAAAGAGGCCAGACAAUUAGCCAGAGAACAAGCCGGGAUAUGGAUUCGAUCUAAUUACAUAGGUUUUACUACAUGGCAGAAAAUGUUUGAGAAAUAUAAUGCAGUGCUGCCAGGUCAUGAAGGUAGUGGAGGAGAGUAUAUAGUGCAGGAUGGUUUUGGGUGGACGAACGGAGUGAUUCUCGAGUUGUUACAAAGGUAUGGCAAGGAUUUGGUACUUAUUGAACAGCCAGUUGACUCUAUUCCUUCUGUUAGCUUAACUUUAUAACUAUAUUAGCCUUAAUAAUUAUAUAAAGUGUAUGUUUUAAUGUUUAAAAAGUACGUUGUUUAGACUAGUUAUAGACAAUUUUUUUGGUAUUGUUUAAUACGUGUUGAAAUAAGCAUAAGCAUGUUUACACGACUGCCCAAAGGAGUGUAAUGUUUUUAGGGUUCGUAAGCUUGGCCUUGUAUAUAUGUAUGAGAGUUUUUUUUAUUUUACUAUAACUCUUAAAUGUCUAAACAUAUUUAGGUGUAUGGAAUGUUGUUAGUCCUUCUUCCUGAGUGUUUCUAUUUCUUGCUAUUUUAUACAUUAUAUAGGACGAAAUUUAAAAGACAAAUGUGAAAAAUCAUAAAUUGUUAUUCAUUAUAAUUUACUUUUUAAGAUAAAUGUGAUAUUAUCAGUUAAAUGAUAAUUUAAUUUUGUAAUUAAAAGUCUUUGCUGUUUUUAAUUUUUACAUUUAUAUUUAUUUCUUAAUACCCUUAGACUACGAGUAUAUAAGUAGGGAAAUAGGAAAGAACAAUAAUACAUAUAAAUGGAUUGUUAGUUUCCAAUGUAAACAUUUAAAUUCUUACUUUUUAUCAAACGUUAUAAGCGAAACUAGAACAUUGUUAUUUACGGAUACGUAAAAAAUAUUUUUUUUAAUUAUACCUACUCAUAUUUUUGUAAACUCUGACGAACAACUUUUGAUAACGUUUUUAAAAGAAAUAAAUAAUCGAUAGUGUCUUAUACUUAAUAACAUUUAUUUUUGUAACAGACGAUAAAUACUAAGUUAAUACAAUAUAUAAAAUAUUGUUUUUUUUUCAUAAAGUGGUUGUAUAAAAAAUGUAAGCUUU
Molecule: messenger RNA, 2888 nt
Organism: Nymphalis io (European peacock)
Lineage: Eukaryota; Metazoa; Arthropoda; Insecta; Lepidoptera; Nymphalidae
Product: trehalase-like
Exons: 1
Coding region: 316-2064 (582 amino acids)
Biological process (GO): trehalose catabolic process
Molecular function (GO): alpha,alpha-trehalase activity
Source: RefSeq, a predicted model, not a curated record